Molecule: messenger RNA, 489 nt
Organism: Colletotrichum truncatum
Lineage: Eukaryota; Fungi; Ascomycota; Sordariomycetes; Glomerellales; Glomerellaceae
Source: RefSeq, a predicted model, not a curated record
AUGAAGUUCUUCGUUCCCCUCGCUCUCCUCGUCGCCGCCGUCGCGGCCCAGGACCCCAAGUGCGAUGCUGCGCCUAUCGUCGAGACUUGCCUGACAAGCGAGAACAACAAGGUCAAGGCUUGCAAGGCUGACGACUGGGACUGCCUCUGUGCCGCCUACCAGGCCGUCGCUACUUGCUACAACAACUGCCCCAACGACCCCCGUGCUUCCCCUGCCCAGCAGCAGGUGGGUGUUUUCUGCAGCAACGCUUCUCUCUACGGCUCCGCCGCUCAGCGCAAGACCGCCUCCGUGUCGGCCUCGGCCACCGCCGCCGUCGCCUCCAACUCUGCCACCCCUACCGCCGCCGCCACCACUGGCACCAACGACGCCGCCUCCACCACCGCCUCCGUUUCUCCCACCAGCACCCCCAACCUGGGUGUUGGCCAGCUCGCCCGUAACACUGGUGGCGUUCUCCUCGCCGUCGCUGGUGUCGUUGCUGCCGUCCUGUAA